This is a messenger RNA of Ochotona curzoniae (black-lipped pika), 3753 nucleotides long. RefSeq names its product solute carrier family 2, facilitated glucose transporter member 3. Bases 179 to 1666 code for a protein of 495 amino acids. The transcript is spliced from 10 exons. Gene Ontology annotation, biological process: D-glucose transmembrane transport. The record is from RefSeq and is a predicted model, not a curated record. Gene Ontology annotation, cellular component: membrane. Lineage: Eukaryota; Metazoa; Chordata; Mammalia; Lagomorpha; Ochotonidae.
CGAGCCGCUCCAGGGAUGCUGUCAGGGCCGGCGAGCCUGCCCUAGGAGCUCUCGCGACCUGAGACCGGAGACGCAGCCGGGGAGGUCCUCGGCGGGGAGGCUGUGCUGUGUCUGGGGGGCCCCUCUGAGCCCCACAUCCAGAGCUUCUCUAGAGGGUCUGGGAGGAGAAGACUGCGCCAUGGAGCGGCCCAAGGUCACCCCGUACCUCAUCUUUGCCACCAGUAUCGCCGCCAUCGGCUCUUUCCAGUUUGGCUACAACACUGGAGUUAUCAACGCUCCCGAGAGGAUCAUAAGGGACUUUAUCAACUACACUUUGGAUGAGAAGUUAGAAGAACCUCCCAGCCCUUUUCUGCUCACAAAUCUGUGGUCCUUGUCCGUGGCCAUCUUCUCCGUGGGCGGCAUGAUUGGCUCAUUUUCCGUGGGACUCUUUGUCAACCGCUUUGGCAGGCGCAAUUCAAUGCUGAUCGUCAACCUGCUGGCUGUCAUCGGCGGCUGCCUCAUGGGGUUCUGUAAGACGGCCGAGUCGGUGGAGAUGCUGAUCCUGGGCCGCCUGGUGAUUGGUGUCUUCUGCGGGCUCUGCACGGGUUUUGUGCCCAUGUACAUUGGGGAGAUUUCGCCCACUUCCCUGCGCGGGGCCUUUGGGACCCUCAACCAGCUGGGCAUCGUGGUCGGGAUCCUGGUGGCUCAGAUCUUCGGCCUGGAGGCCAUCCUGGGGUCUGAAGAGCUGUGGCCUGUGCUCCUGGGCUUCACCAUCAUCCCUGCCAUCCUCCAGAGCGCGGCUCUCCCGUUUUGCCCCGAAAGCCCCAGGUUCCUGCUCAUUAACAGACAGGAAGAAGACAGCGCUAAGAUGGUCCUCCAGCGGCUGUGGGGCACCCAGGAUGUGGCCCAGGACAUCCAGGAGAUGAAAGAGGAGAGCAUCCGGAUGUCACAGGAGAAGCAGGUCACGGUGCUGGAGCUCUUCCGGUCCCCCAGCUACCGCCAGCCCAUCAUCAUCUCCAUCGUGCUGCAGCUCUCCCAGCAGCUGUCCGGGAUCAAUGCUGUGUUCUACUACUCGACAGGGAUCUUCAAGGACGCGGGGGUCCAGGAGCCCAUCUACGCCACCAUCGGCGCGGGGGUGGUUAACACCGUCUUCACCGUGGUCUCUGUGUUUCUGGUGGAAAGAGCCGGGAGGAGGACUCUGCACCUGAUAGGCCUUGGAGGCAUGGCUGUCUGUUCGGUCCUCAUGACUAUUUCUUUACAACUAAAGGAUGCGUAUAAUUUCAUGAGCUUAGUCUGUAUUGCCGCUAUCUUGAUCUACGUGGCUUUCUUUGAAAUUGGACCGGGCCCCAUCCCCUGGUUUAUUGUGGCUGAACUCUUUAGCCAGGGACCACGCCCAGCUGCAAUGGCGGUGGCUGGUUGCUCCAAUUGGACCUCCAACUUCUUGGUUGGACUGCUGUUCCCCACAGCUGCACACUAUUUAGGUGCCCAUGUUUUCAUCAUCUUCGCUGUCUUUCUCGUCCUCUUCUUCAUCUUCACCUUCUUCAAAGUUCCUGAGACCCGAGGCAGGACUUUUGAGGAUAUCACACAGGCCUUUGAGGGGCAGGCUGUGGAGACCAACAAGUUAGGGAAGAGCUCCGGGAUGGAGAUGAACAGCGUCCAGCCCACCGAGACCACCACACACGUCUAGGGCGCGCCUCCCUCCGCCUCCCUCCCGACACUCGGAACAGGAACCUCUCCCGGCUCGGGGAGACCUCAUCAGGACGGACCAGGACUGCUUCUGGAUGCUGCUACUUGAUCGCUUCUUCAUCCCACAUACCCGCAGGCAUCGGAUGAGCCCCUUGCUGGGGGAGUUGGCUCUCAAUGGCUUUUUGUUGGUCAGUGAACCUACCUUCAGGUGGGAGCGGCUGCUUGGCGGGUGACAGCUCUGCCAGCCCACCCUCCCUUAGGUUCUGACACUGUCAGGGCACAUGGGGAGGUGAGUUAGGGCGCAGCUUCCCCAACCUCAGCGUAACUGAAAGCAGACAGCCGGGAGGGUGUGGGUGGCUGAGGAGGGGAUCAGCUGACCCCCUCAGAAUCCUUCCUCUCCUGUACAGCUCUACACAGCAAAGGAACUUGAGUUUAUUUAUUUUACCUUCCGGUUUUAUUGCAUAAAUAUUUAUUUUUUUAAGUGUGAAGUAAUUUUACCAAAGAAUGCAAGGAAAUUCAGGUCAAAGGGAGGCAUUUGAAGAGGGGUUGUAGCAUAGGAGACGACGCUGGAGUGGUCGGGGCGUAACCAGCGGGGAGGAUUUCGGGGGAGAAAUGAAUUUUUGAAAGCUGAAAGAGGCAGUGGUACCCGAGGUGUGCGUGUCGCCUCUCAGCAGUUUCUGUCUUUAGGGCAUAAAGGAAGCGCCUAUGUUUAUUUCUGGGAAAGGUUAUGUGCCUGUUUAAAGCUCCUGGUUUCCCUUCUAUACUGUUAUAGUUUAUACACACACACAUAUGUACACAUAGUGUUACUUGAAACCUAGGAUUGUUACUAAGAUAGUGUUGUAGUUAAUGGUGGGUGAUGGGUUCUAAUUUUGCUUGGAGUCCAGAGGAGGAAGUUGAUUUGUAGAAAACUCCACCACCCCUCGCUGGACCAAAUAACUUCCUUCCCUUGUGGUGGUUAGAGCCAUCCCACUACCCAGCUGGGAGAGAAGCCCCCAGCUGAGAAACCCGAAACGUUGCUUCAGUGGUCUGGGGUUUCUCCACUUUGUUUCGUAGGAGAUUUUAGGUGUUGGUUUUUAUUUUGUUUCAACCUGUAGCUUUAAAAGAGUACAGGGAUGGAGUUUGAGAUUGUUCCUAAGCAGUGUAGAAGCUGUGGGAGAAUUUUCCUGAGUGAUUAUUUACCCAGUCUAAGUGUUUUCGUUGUUCAGGGUCAUGGCAUGCUUGUCUGUCUUACCAUGUCCAGGUACACCUGUUAGCAUGUUGUAGUGAUGCUGUGUCAGGUGCCCUCUGGGGACUUCCAUCUUCAAGAGUAUGAGUGGAGGUGCAGUGGAGCCCACACUGAGCAUGAAUGUAUGCACUGUCACUUUGCUCUGGCUGGAAGUAGUAUACUGUUGAUUUGUUUUCUUUAUUCCCAUAGCCCUCUUUUGGAUAGAAUAUACUUUAAAAAACAAACAAACCUUCACUUCUUCCCAUGUAAAUAACACUGCUUCUGCUGGGUGGAGCUUGCAUCCAGAAAUCUGGCUCAUGACUACCAUUUUCUGUUGAAGUUGGUGGGAUGGAGAGGGAAAGGUGAUCAGGGCAUUUGACCUUUGGAGGAGCCGGGGAGAGAUGGGACAUCCCUCGAAAGGGAGAAGAAAUGAAUGGCAGAAGGAGCGGCUGGCUUCUCUAGGGCGAUGGCUGUCCCGCCCCAGGUCUUGCUUCCUGCGGCAUCACCUGGUCUCCCCAGAACCUCACAUUCAGACUGGGCCCUGGCCACACCCUCCCUCCCCUCCCUCUCCUUGGUGCUCACACAUUUCAGACCCCUUAGCAAGACCCAUGCAGGUGACAGUGUUGGAGUUUUCGUCCUUCCCUCUGGUCAUUUGAGCCUUUGGAUGAAAACUCGCUUGGCUUGGAGGGCUGGGGUGUUGUUGGGAAGGGCGACCUUCCUCUGACUGCACCUCUACUUCCGGCUCUUGAGACAGUUGGUUGGCAGUAAUGUCAGGUGGAGUUUCCUUCCCCCAUAUCUCAGUGACCAGGCUGUGAAUAUUUCCAUAUGAAUUUUUCUAUUAUUGAUGUUUCUGUGGUUGUUUUGAAAUAAAAUUUCUAAAAGUA